CUAACCCUGAAACGAAGGAAUAUGAAUAUUAUAGAGAUAGAGGACACUCAGAAUGAUCAAUUGGGUUCAGGAAUCAUGCAACAGAAGAAAGAAGAUAUGAUCAAGCUGCAGUACUCUCAAGAUAACCAAUUAGCUUUUGAGAAACCCGACUAUUUUCAGAGAGAUAAUCCUCAGUACAAUUUGACCGAUGACUUGAUCUUCCAACCUUUCUCGCAGGAGUACAGAGCAAGAAAUGCAAAUGAAUUAUAUGCAAGAUUAAAUUGUGGAUUUUCAAGCCCAUCUGAAGAAGAUGACCCUGAUGAACAUGAAUGUGACUGCCCUUCUCAAAUUAAUUUUGAAGGGAUGAACUAUAUCAAGGGUCUAACAAGGAAGGAUCAUACUCUGUUUGAAAAGCAUUUUUAUUAUUGACAUGACAAAGGAAGGAUCAACUGUCAAUCGAGACUGGUUUACAACUCGAAGAACAAAUUCAUAAAGCUUAUAACUCCUCAUAAUAAAGCUUUGAGUGAACACCAGCUACACAAGAUAGAAACUGCAAUUAAAUUCAGAAGGAAUAGGACUGUUGAGGGAUUCAUCUCUGAAUAUGACAUUAAAGAAAUUGAUGAGAUUAUAUCAAAGCUAUUGAUCCAGAAUAGGCAUGUAACAGUUUCCAACCUGAAGAUAUUCCUUAGCUCGAAGAUAGCCAUUAAUCAAACACUUCCUAGUGAUCAGGAUCUUAACCAAAGGCUAAAUGAGAUUUAUAAAAAGCUUUAUAAUUCAAAGGACCAGAUAUGAGAAAUAUCAACUCUUACAUGUGAUGAUUUUGGGAAGCCGCCAUUGUUAUUUUAUAACAACACAACGAGAAAGGCAGAAAAAGCAUAUGUGUUUUAUUCCAAUCCCUUCCAGACACAUCUCAUAGAGACUAAUAAAACAUUGCAGAAAUACCAAAUUGAUUUACUAAGUAAAGCUGCUCCUGAAGGAUUUGAGACCGUUCUCAUCAUAUCUAUUCAAGAUAUGCAGACCAGAAGUCCGAUCUGUGUAUAUUUCGCACUACUUGAGACCAAAACGAAGGAUUCUUUAGUAGAAGUAUUCAAGUCUUUCAAGAAGAAUAUGAAACCAGACCCAGCACUAAUCGUCUCUCCAUAUGAAGCCACCGUAUUAAGCGCUCUAGCUGAAGCCUUUCCUCAAUGAGUUGUCAAAACUUGUUACUUCAACUAUGUGAAGAGCAUCUGGAAGCUUGCAUGCAAGUUUGGUCUUAAAGAGCAAUCUUUAGUAAAUCGAACAAGAGGUCUAAUAAACUACCUCAAAGUGUUGUCCUUAGUUAAAGAAGAGAAAAUCAGGAAUAAUUACGAUAAGAAGAAAAAGAAGAUUUUCGAAUGUCCUCAGGAUGAAAACUCCAGAAAAUACAAAGACUUUCUCAUGGAAUAUGAGAAGACCUUCAUGGCUACUAAUGUCGAAAGACAAGUCCGGAGAAGCCAUAUCAACUGCUUCUCAAUGAAGUCAUGGAACUUCUAUGAUUACACUAAGAAUUUGAAAGAAAAUGCUUUGAUAAAUUCUUAUGCUGAGAGGAUGACCUUUACUCAGUUGAAGUUUUUCUGAUACAAAACAAAGACUUUGGACAGCUUCAUCAAAGCCAUUCAAGAAUGCGAAUUCUCGAUGAAGGAAUUUUAUGAGAAAGAGUCAAAGAAUCUCCAAUCCAACCAAAGAGAUAUCUUACCUAAAAAUUUAUACGAUAAGAAGUGGGCUAAACGUGUAGGCACUGAAACUGUGUUCAUGAUCAGAUACUUUGGCCUUGGUAAAGACUUCCUUCGUAAAUUCAGAACUGAAGAAGACCUGUUUUAUAUAUCAGAAGAUGAGGAUGCUGAAGAACUCAAGCAGAAAGAGAAGCCUGAACCUAUCAAAUCAGUGAGCAGGAAUGUUAAUCCUGAAGAUAAUGUUCGAACUGAAGCCCAAGAACGAUCAAAAGCUUCAUUUCCAAGGAAAAGAUGGUAUAGAAACAACGCUUAUUCAGGAAGAGGAAGAUACAGAGGUUAUGGCAGGAGAAACUGGUAUAAUAGAGGAUAUAAGAACAAUCGAUAUGGCUACAAAUACAACAAAGGCCCUCGAAAUUGGAAAAGAAAUAACAACUUCAAAGAUAAUAAAAUUCCUAAAGUUUCUCCCAAGGAUGAAUCUUCUUCUGAGUCAAAUCCUAGAGAAGAAAAAGUUAUUAUUGAAGAAAAAUCUUUACCUAAGAAAAUUGAAGUUCAUACAAUUGAAACACAAGAUGAUAUGUCGCAAGUUGUAAAGCAAAAGGCUCCAGAGAAAAUUCAACCUGAAUCGAUCAGCGAUGAUAAAUCAGAAGCAUGAUCUGAAUCAAAAGAAGAAAAUAGCCAAGAUAGCUUCAAGAGGAGAAGGUACAAAAAAGAUGAAUUACUCCAAGAAGCACGAAAGGAAUCUCCCAAGCCUAUUGCUAAAACAUUGACUCCUAUGGAAAAGAUCAGAAAAGUCCUCAAAGAAUACAACUGUGAAGACUUCAUAAAAAUUCUUCAAGAAGAUAAUAUUACUGAUGAGAAAGCUUUGAGGAUGAACAUCAAAGAACUAAAGAAACUAGGGUUACCUGCUCAGCCUUCUCGUCAGAUAUUUCAAGUUCUUCAUUCAGACAAGCCUGUGAAUCCUACUCCGAAACCAAUUUGCAUCAACACUCAAGAAAGUAUUGCACAAAAUCUCAAUUCUUAUCAAUACACAGAACAGCCAAAGCCAAACGCCAAGCACAAAACCUUAAAACUUCAAAAAGAAUCCAUGCACAAAAUAAACACUCCUUUGGAAAGACUCAAGAGCCAGUCCCAGAUCAGGAGGGAAAAGUUUAAGGAAAGAAUGGGAUUUACGAAGCAGAAGAGGAAGAGGUAUAAUAAGCAGGAGAUUAAGAUUAUUACCAGUUAUAAACUUGAUAGUUGAUUGAAGAAGGCAGAAGGACUGAAAAUGAAGAAGAAGAUUGAUUUUAGAGAGAAGGUUAGGAAAAGUUUGCAAAAGGAUUGUACUGCUAAAUCAAGGCCUAGGAAAAGGAAAGCAUGACUUAAUCCCGAGAAUGAAGAUGAAGCUGUUAGCCUGAAAUGCUUCUCAGAGAACAGUAACUGAGAAGCUAAUAAAGAUAAGAAUCAGGAAUCUCAGUUUUUGAGUGGUCCAGAUUAUAGCAAAACAACAAGAGUCGUUAAGGAUGAAGAAGAAUAUGAUACCCAAAAUGAGUACGAUGACAAACACCACUCUCAAAGUUCACAUUUAGAAGAAGAAAAGAGUGUCAAGAUGAGUGAUGUUGAAGAAGACACUUUCUUGCCAGCAAAAUCUACUAUAAAUACUCAAGGCUCAGAUAAUGAGCCCAAAAUACAGCCAAUUGUACCUAAAAUAGAAGAGUCUACUCAAGGAAAGCAUCCUGGAUUUUAUUCAGAGUCUUCAACUCAAAGCAACCAGCUAAAUCAGAAUAAGCUAAAAUCCUUUGAAAACUUAAUAAACCAGACUUGAUCAGAAACAGAAAACUUCCAAAACCAAAAAUCAUAUCUUAACAACAUUGGCACAAAAGUAACCACAUGAGAGACCAAAAUAAACUCUUCAAACAGUGGCACACAGAUAAAAUCCACAAAACAGAGCGUAUUCAAGACAAAAAGGCACUUAAAGGCCCAUUCUCCUAAGAAACUCACACCUCUCCAGCCCUCACCAGUUCCAGCAAAGCCAGCUCUCACUCUCAACAACUCAGCUACCAAACCCAGCCAAUCCUGAGCUCCAUCCCAAAAGCAGCAGCCUCUUGAAACCCCUCAUGUCGCUCAAUCCCAAGAAGACUCAGAUAAAAUCUCAAAAUACAGCUACGAUAACUCUCAGAGUACCCAAACAGGCCGUAAGACCCAAAGUCUGACUGCCAAGCUCAAACUCUCCAAAGAAUUAGAACAAAUGAAUAACAAAGGGGAACCUUCAGAUAGGCUAAAAGCAGUAAUGAAGUCCCUCAUCACCAAGCUGAGGGUACAAGACAAAGGCAAUACUUCUGAAGAUCGUAUGAAGAAGUAUAGGAGGCCUUACCACCAGAACUUCGCACAAGGGGAGGAGAAGAAGUAUGACCCCAAGCAGAAAGCAGCUAAUAGGUUUAGGAAUAAGAACAGAACUAAAGCUACGGUCAAGGUUAAGCAUACUUUAAAGAUAAAGGAAUAA
Messenger RNA from Moneuplotes crassus, 4149 nucleotides. Lineage: Eukaryota; Ciliophora; Spirotrichea; Euplotida; Euplotidae. The record is from the annotation of a GenBank genome assembly.